Molecule: messenger RNA, 2451 nt
Organism: Lacerta agilis (Sand lizard)
Lineage: Eukaryota; Metazoa; Chordata; Lepidosauria; Squamata; Lacertidae
Exons: 20
Coding region: 140-2425 (761 amino acids)
Source: RefSeq, a predicted model, not a curated record
CUCGUCUUUUGGCAACACCGAAAGGCCAGGUUUGAUUUGGUGUGGAAUGCGCAGCCCUCAGCUCUCCUCCCACCACGUUUCUGCAGCGGGGUCUUCUAGCAAAAGAGAAACAGCGACUGAGGCUAAAAGGGCUUGAAAUAUGGACAGGGGUUUCUCCAUGUUCUGGGGUAGGCGACAGUAUGGACCUGGGUUUUAUGCAGCCAAUUUGCAAAAUGAAAACUAUUGGAGGGACUGUUGGGAUUGGCAACAGAACAACAACCAUCGCCCAGAUAUGCCACCUGGGUGGGUACAUCGUGGCAAACCUCACAACUACAACGUUGCUUACCGAGGCCGUGGUUGGAAUCAUUCUCGGGGAUAUUUCAAUGGGGCAUAUUCCAGCCGAGGCCAUCAUAGAGGAGCUAAAAGCAGAUCUUCAAAAGGAAAAGGUCAUUCUAAAAACUCACCCCGUUCCUCGUGCUUAAUCAAUAUGACGCCAAAUAAAAAGGGAAAUAAUUUUGAAAAAACGGGAGGACCAUCAGCAACACCGAAGUCUAAACAAGGGCAGGAGAAUUCAGCAAGUUUGGUGAAAGAAACUGACACGUCCAAGGUGGAUCAGAAGUCCAGCAUAACCAUCAUGUCGCCAAAGGAUUUCAGUUUUCAUUUGCACUCUGUUUCCUCGACAUGCCCACAGAGCAAACAGGAAGUGCCGUCAAAGGAAAAAGAAGAAAUUGAGGUCAAGUUGGAAGACAAUCAGACCUCUGAAGACCCUCCCAGCCAGACUGCUCCUUUGUCACCUGUGCAUGCUCCAUCCAAGACAGAAGGUCUUCCAGCCACAGUAAAGGAACAGCCUGUGGUGGUGGAGUUGAAAGAUAGGCAGGCAGCUGAACAACCUCCCAGCCAGGCCUUAUCUUUUCCAUCUGCUGAAGCAUCUAUAGAAGACCCGUCACCACUUGUGACCACAGAAGGCAUUCAUACUACAAAAAAGGAACUGUCUGUAUUGUUGGAAGCCAUCCCACCCGAAGACCAUUUCAGCCAUAUUGGCUCACCUCCCGCUGUAGAAAUACCAUUCCUUUCUGAGACCACAAAUGAUAAUCAUUCAGAGGGAAAGGAAGACAUCGAACUGACCCAAAUCACCAGCCGUCUUGAGGAUGAACACCUCAAUCAGUCUUGUGCUGUGCUAGCUACUAGCUCCCCCAACCUCCCAAGUACCCUGAGUGAUGUUCGUGUUGUGCCUGUGCUGGUGAGAGAGAAAAAAUAUGAAAAGGUUGAAAAUAUAUGGGCACCUGAAGAUCGUCAGGCGCCACCCUGCAACGUGAAUGAAGUUGGGGAGUGUCACAGAAUCUCGGAAAAUGACAGUGACUUGGUGCUGUCUCAGUCCCCAGAUCAUAGUCUCAUUUCCUGUGAUCAAAAAAGUGAUACUGAAAGAUGGCUGGAAUACUGUUCUUGUUCACCAAAGAACCAACACAGCAGUGAUUCGAGGCAUUCUAGUGCAAAUUGGACCUCAAGAGAGUUGCGUAUUCAGCGUUCAAGAUCCCCUUACAGACGAGAGCGAUCCCAUGGAAGCAGCAGCUGGUCCCCUCCACAAAAGGGCCAACACAGCAGUGAUUCACAGCAUUCUAGAGCAAGCUAUGCCUCAAGGGAACUGCAUAUUCAGCAUUCGAGAUCGCCUCACAGACGAGAACGAUCCCAUGGAAGCAGUGACUUGUUCCCUUGGAGGAGAGAGUACUCCAGCUUCUGUCACUGUGGAUAUUGCUACAAUCCACACCAAAAUAAUUUCUACGAGAGAGAUUCCCCUCCCUCUUAUUUGGUUCAGAAAAGAAGUCAUCGCUAUUCCCCAGGAGAAAGAAGUGAAUUGUACGAAGCACCACAUUCCUACAAUCGUGAGAGCCCCAGAGAGACUCCCCUCCUGGCCUGUAAAAUGAAAUCCAAUUCACAGAAGUUAAAGAAAAAAAUAUCAUCCUCUCGGAAAACUGAAAAGAAGAAGGCGGCAACAGCAAUAUCAAAGAAAGCAAGAAAAUCUACCAAGACAAAGAAGAAAACCAUAGGGGACCGAGCUGGUGGUGCACCAAUCUCAUCAGAGACUGCACAGAAGUUACGGCCUGUGGAAACAGAAUUGACUGACCCGAUCCAGGCUGCAACCUGCAGUGAGGACGCAGACCCCACUCAUUCCCUGUGUGUUGGAGACAAAGAUGGCUUUUCAUCAUCCUCAAGGACUUCUGAGGACCGUUCUGCAGCUGUACUAGCAAGAAAGGAAGAGAUAGAGCAGGCCUAUCAGCGAGUCCUCCUCAACUUUGCAGUGGUGAGUUUCAUGCUGUUGGAAACAAAGCCAUGCAUGGAGGAGGCAAUGGAAGCAGCACUACGGGCCAACUUGAGAAGGAUCGGGAACCACUAUGAAUGCAUGCUGAAGGAUUUCAUUGACAGCUAUGACUUGGCCAGUGCCAUCUAAUAGGAUGAUCUGACUAGUCCAAGGCA